AUGUCUUCUUCUGAUGCUGCGACUGCUGCGACUCUAUUAUUGGGAGUGGGAGUGAGGACGCGAGCGCAGAAAAGACGGAGAGGGGACGAGAGAGAUUCUUCUUUGUGGGAUGUGGUCGUGAAGUGCGACGAUAUAACUUUCACUCAUAUUUUGCCGAGGUUGAAUAGGACGGAUGUGAAAUUCUUGCACGGAGUGAACAGUGAAACGAGAAAGUUGAUUAAGAGAUCAUCUCGCAAGAAGGAGUUGAAAGAGAAGUUUAAAGUUGAAGAGAUGUCGUCGAUUUCGACUUUGGAAGUUGCGUGGGAGCAUUUUCCGUGGGACGAGUAUGACUACGAUGCGGAAGAAGAGAUGGACGAAACAUAUUUCUGCUGGAAAGUUGCUCAAACGAAUAAACUCGAGUUGCUCAAGUGGGCGCGAGAGGAGAAAAAGUGUGAGUGGGAUGAAGGGACGAUUAAUGAAGCCGCAUCUCAAGGUUAUAUGGAAAUGGUAAAGUAUUGCGUUGCAAAUGGGUGUCAUAUCGAUGGGAGGGCGUGUGCAUGGGCUGCCGGUGGCGGUCAUCUCGAGGUACUCAAAUACUUACGCGAAGAAGCGAAAGCGCCUUGGGAUUCGAGUACUGCCGCAAGGGCGGCUGAAAAGGGUCAUCUCCACAUACUCGAGUAUCUUGUUGAACGUAAGUAUGAUGAAUUCGAGUAUGCGUGUGAGUAUGCAGCCGCAUUCGGCCACUUAGACUGUUUGAAGUACUUGCACGAAACCGCCAAAGUGCCUUGGAACGAAGAAGUGUUACGAGAAGCGCACGAGAACAACCAAACCGAAUGUUUACAAUACCUCCUCGACAACGACUGCCUUUUACCAGAUGGUUGGCUUUAUGAAGGAGGAACAUUACACACUGCCGAUGAAAACAGUGACGAGUUUGAUGAUUGA
Bathycoccus prasinos is the source of this 921-nucleotide messenger RNA. RefSeq lists its product with no specific name. The record is from RefSeq and is a predicted model, not a curated record. The transcript has a single exon. Gene Ontology annotation, molecular function: protein binding. Bases 1 to 921 code for a protein of 306 amino acids. Lineage: Eukaryota; Viridiplantae; Chlorophyta; Mamiellophyceae; Mamiellales; Bathycoccaceae.